Messenger RNA from Closterium sp. Naga37s-1, 3492 nucleotides. Lineage: Eukaryota; Viridiplantae; Streptophyta; Zygnematophyceae; Desmidiales; Closteriaceae. The record is from the annotation of a GenBank genome assembly.
AUGAUGACGAUGUCGAAUAGCGGUGCGACGAAAAGCGGUGCAAUGGCGAAUGGCGGUGCAGCGGCGAUUAACGGUGGAGCGACGAUUGGCGGUGGAGCGGCGGCGGAUAAAAGCGGCGCCGCGACGGGUUUCGGAGGCAGCGGCGAAGCUAGGGGUGGCGGGAAGUCAGGGACGAGCGCGGGAACCGGCGACGGCAACGGGUCGACGGAAGAAGGAGCUUCGGUGGGGAAGAAGUCGGGGGGCACGAGGCGGCUGGCGGAACGCGGAGCGGACGGGAGGCGGCCGCGCAAGCGGUGCAAGCUGGUGCUGUUCGAGAGCCGGCUGCCGCGCGACGGGUUCGUGUGGCUCAAGUACGGCCAGAAGGAGCUGUCGGGCGGCACCAUGACGAGUAACGCCCUUCCCUCUUGCCCCCUCCCCUUCCGCUCUGCUGGCGCGCUCCCCGCUCCCCGUGCUGGUGGCGGCAGGCACUACUUCAAGUGCAACGCGGCGGACUCGGCGGCUGCGUGCGAGGCGAAGCGCAUCGUGGACUACAACAAGGUGGACCCGCGGCACCCCAUCCGCGUCUCCACCACCGGCGCGCACAACCACGACGCGCCCGCCGCCCCGCUCGGCCUCAGCCUGUGCCGGGAGGGGGAGACGGCGGGCGAGGGGUGCGUGGGGGGCGCGGGGGGCGAAGGGGACGAGGGGGAAGAGGGGGAGGAAUAUUAUGAGAGAACGGGAGAAGAUCGGGAGUGGGGGGAAGAGGAGGAGUACUAUCAGCAGCCGCCGCCGCCCCCGCCAUUGCCGCUACCACAGGCGCCGGCACUGCCGCCGCCGCCCCCGCAGCAGCAGCAGCAGCAGCGGUCCCCUCUGAUGCAUCAACUGUCGGCUCCUGUUGGAUUCUCCGCCUCCCACUCCCACUCCCCGCACGCCUCCUCCCUCCCGCCCUCACAAGCGUUCGCACACGGCGACCGGCUGGCGCUCUCAAACCCGCGCACCCACUCCGAGCCCUCCGCGCCCCCUUGCUCCCCCUCCCACCUGCCCCUGCACGCCCCUCCGCCGCCGCCCAACGCUCUUCCAAACCAACCCGGCGGGGCCCUGGCUGCGUUUCCGCAGCAACAAAUAUCCUCGCUACAAGCACAGGACGUAUCCUCGCUGCAGCGACAAUCCCCCUUACAGCGUCAAUUCUCGUUGAAGCAACAAGACAUUUCUUCAUUACAGCCACAAGCCCUGUCCUCCUUACAGCGCCAGCCCUCGUUACAGCCACAGGCCCUGUCCGCCUUACAGCGGCAGUCCGCGCUACAACCCGGCUCAAUGCUUCCAGGAGUGGGGUGCGCGAGAGGCAGAGUGCGCAUGGGCAGUGCGCUGACGGCUCUGGCAUGGCGGCAGGGGGGAGAGCUGGAGGGGCAGCACGGAGGGCAGGGGCAAGGGUGGCGGGAGCAAGGGGGGCAUGAGCAGGGGCGGCAGGAGCAGGGGCGGCAGGAGGAGGGGCGGCAGGAGCAAGGGCGGCAGGAGCAGGGGCGGCAGGAGCAGGGGCGGCAGGAGCAGGGGCGGCAGGAGCAGGGGCGGCAGGAGCAGGGGCGUGUGGGAGACACGGCAGGAGUGUCGGAGGCCGCUCAACGGGGCAGGCAAGCCGUGUCGCCCCCUCUGCCCACACCCAUGCCGCCCGCACCCAUGCCCACACCCAUGCCCGCGCCCAUGCCAGCAGCGGUGCCAGCAGCAAUAUCUGGAGUGGGCAGGGAGGGUGGAGCAGGGGAUUGGCUUGCGGAGCGACAAACAGCAAGAGCGGCAGAAGCAUCUGACAGGCAGCCGCGGCCGCUUGGGCGCACAGCAUCUGCACCCGUGGGGCGGAUUGGGGCGGCGGAGGGGGGUGGGGGAGCGGCGGGUGGGGGGCGAGGGGGGCCUCGGCAGGCGUUUGGCGUGGAUUGCUCCAUGCCUCUGCUGCAGCAGUGGCUGCAACACCGCGCCACACAAACGCAGCAACAGCAGCCGCUGAGCCCACCGCAGCCGCCAAGCCUUCCACAGCAGCAAAGAAUCCAGCGGCCACCUUCACAGCAGCCGCAGCAGCAGCAGCAGCAGCAGCGAACACAAGAAGCGGCGGGAGCACCGACGGGUGAUGGACACCCCAUGGGAGCAAUGAGACGGCACGAGGACGGUGCGAUGGGAGCAGUGGCGACGGCAGGCGCAGGUGAGGCAGCAGAGGGAGCGCCUCAACGGCGGUUGGUGCGGCAGGGCCAGGCACAGGUGGCAGAGGCACAGCAGGCAGCACAGGUGGUAGCGCAAGCACAGCCCAGGCAGGCAUCACACAAAGCAGCAGCACCACUAGAGGCAGAAGUGACAACCCGAGGCACCAUUCCUGAUCACGCUGCGCAUGUCCCACGCUCAGCGCUGCCAGGGUCAGCGGCGCCGCACGCGGCGGUGGCAGCGCGGGUGGAGGCGCUGCAGCGGCAGCAGGAGGAGGCGACGAGGCGGGAGGCGGAGGCGGCAGCAGCGGUGCGGCAGCUGGAGCAGCAGCUGGAGCAGCAGCGCGCCGCCGCCGCCCACGCACGCGCCCGCGCUGCUGCCGCCCAGGCGGAGGCCGAGACAAAGCUGGCCGCCCUGCGGAGACAGCUGCUGGCGGAGCAGAGCCCCCGGGAGGGGGGAGUGGCGGCUGGAGUGGUGGUGGCCGGGGCCCCUCCCCCCCCUCCGCUCCAUGCUUCAACCCCCCCUUACCACCCUUACCCUCAAACCGAAGUCUCCUUACCUCCCCCACAACCCCCUGCGCCUGCUUCCAUUGCAGCAUCUCUCCCGGUCAGCAGCACAGCGCCUGCCCCAGGAGUCACCUCCACGUUCGCCCCAGACACCGCCUCCCCCACUACCAGCCGAAACCGCACCCAGGAACCCAGCAACAGCCAGUGCGAGAAUCAGGAAGAGAGCGGGAGUGCGAGGGAGGGCCAGGGGGGUUUGGAGAGUGGCGUUGAGGGAGGGGGCCAGGGGGGUGCGCGUGGCGGGAACAGCAGCACGGCGGCACUGGCGCUGUCGCUGUCGUGUGUGGCGCUGCGCCUCGUGCUGCAGCUGCAGGAGGCUGCCAGGGCGGAGCAGCAGGGGGGGGACGGAGUGGAGGAGAAGCAGGCAGCAGCAGGUGCUGCUGGGGAGGGAGAUGGAGGGAAUGGGUCGGAGCGGUUUGGUGAGGGAGUGGAGGCAGCAGCAGGUGGAGGUGUGGAAGCAGGUGGAGCAGGAAGCAGGGAGGAGUAUGGAGGGGGGGAGGCAGGCAGGCAAGAGCAGUACCGGUAUGGCCCAGCUCACAGCGCCCCUGAGAUGUCCACCCUCACUGCAGCUGCCGUGCCCACUGGCUCAUCCAUGGCAUUCCCUGGUGCUUUCCUGCAGGCGGGGGGCAUGUGGGAGGGUGCAGGCGGUGUGAGGAGCAGAGCGGAUGCUGUGGGCAGCAGCACAGGGGCACCACCUCCCAGCCCCACGGACUCUCAUGCACCCUGCAGUGCUGCCAGGCGUGUGGAUGUGGAGCUGCGCCUCUGA